Messenger RNA from Cutaneotrichosporon oleaginosum, 1676 nucleotides. RefSeq lists its product as uncharacterized. Gene Ontology annotation, molecular function: [acyl-carrier-protein] S-malonyltransferase activity. Gene Ontology annotation, cellular component: mitochondrion. Lineage: Eukaryota; Fungi; Basidiomycota; Tremellomycetes; Trichosporonales; Trichosporonaceae. Gene Ontology annotation, biological process: fatty acid biosynthetic process. The record is from RefSeq and is a predicted model, not a curated record.
ACCUCUCGUUCAUGCUCUCUACUCACUCCUCCUCCUCUUCAUCAUCUUCAUCACUUGCACAACACCACCCCCCCUCCAUUGCCAUGAUCAGGUCACGGCUCGCAUCCGCGAGGCCCACGCGGCGAUCCCUCACCACUGCCACACCAUGCCACUCCACACCCUCCCACUCGCGCUCCUUCUCCGUCCGUCUCUUUCCCCCCGGCCCCCCCGCCGACCCACGCGGCGGGCGGCGCGCAUCCACCUCGGCCGCCAACACCGACUGGCUUACAUGGCUCAAGCGCGCCACCCCCAUCGACUCGCCUCCCACACGCAAAGCUCUGAUUUUCGCUGGUCUCGGCUCGUAUCCGCACACACCGCAGAGCCCCACGACCGCCUCCCUCGCAGUCUGGGAAAAGGCGAGCGAAGCACUACUGUCCCCCGACGCAACGAUGGGUUACUUUCCCGAUAACAUGGACGAGUUUGGUGGCCUGCUCCAGGGCGGCGGCGGGUACGGCAUCCGCGGCUGGCUACGCGGCUGGGUCGAGGGCCGCAAUCUCGACGAACUCAUGGCCCGCGCCGACGUCACUGCUAGCUUCAUCCUCACUUCCACCAUCGCCAUUCUCGCAUCAGAACAGGAGCGCACGGGCUCGCCCUCCCUCCUCCCAGAGGGCACACAAUUUCUCGCUGGCCAUGGCUUCAUUGGGACCCUAACGGCGCUGGUUGCGGCUGGUCGUAUGGACCUGCAGGAUGGUGUCCGCCUCGCACGGCUGUACGCGUCGCUGCCUCCCGCGCCACCCGGCACUGGUGGCUCGUCAAGCCGAUUUGUAACUACCGCUUUGUCCGCGCGCAGCUACCACUCGCUAUCGUCUCCGUCUAUGUUUGUGCCGUUUGACGACCCGCUCGCCGAGACACCCGACGAGCCCGAGCGACGCCGGCGGGCAAUGCAGCUCAUCCUCGACGAGGUGCACGGACUCCAGCACGAGUGGGAGUACGAGGGGAACCGCGACUGGGCCGAGGCGAGCAUCAUCAACUCGUCCAAGGUUCUCAUGGUCACUGGCACAUACAUGGCCGUUGAGCAGCUCAUCGACCGCCUGCAAGCCAUGACCAUCGCCAACCCGGUCAUGGACGUCAAGCUCCCCUGCCCGUUCCACACUAAGCUCAUGUCCCACGCCGUCCCAAAGUUUGCCGAGGUGCUCAACCGCGCCUACUUCUCGCCCGCCAAGGAAGGCGGCCCGAUCAUUCUGGACCCCAUCACCACGCGUCCGCUCUGCGGGCCUCCCGGUGCUGCCCUCCUCGCCCAGCUCACGCAGCAGCUGCGCUGGCACAAAACUCUCACUCGGCUGCACAGCCAGCCGUCUCCCCCCAUUGACCAGUACCUGACCGUCGGGCGCGGCGCCAAGGGCUUGGGCAUCAUGCUCCGCGGCGAGCUCAAGAAGAGACCCGAGGGCGCGCCUCCCGUCACGGUCGAUGCGUUCGGGUACAAGGACGCGCCGCACGAUCCUCUGCACUACCGCUCGCGCCCGACGCGCCCCGUCAUCCACGCCCACAUGUAACUCCACAAGGGCACACGCCACUGCUACUCUUACCCUCAUUGCGCUUCGGAGAUCCGUGAACACUCAGAAGACGAGCCGAAGCGACCAAAAUUGUCCAUUAUAGCCUGUGACAUUCUAAGCGUAUGCAUUGUUGUAUAGUAGUGA